Salvia hispanica is the source of this 931-nucleotide messenger RNA. RefSeq lists its product as uncharacterized. The record is from RefSeq and is a predicted model, not a curated record. Lineage: Eukaryota; Viridiplantae; Streptophyta; Magnoliopsida; Lamiales; Lamiaceae.
GAAGAUCACUUCAACAUAAAAACCUUCUUGAUUCACCUAUUGUCUUCUCAAGCAAUGGCAUUCCAUCGCCAUCAUUCCCUUUUUCUCUUCUUGCUCAUCGCUCUGUCAUCCAUAACUAACCAUGCAGAGGCACGUCGUCUCUUGGAGUCGCCUGUGCCUGAGGUUCCCAAGCCCGAAAUCCCAUCUAUACCGAAGCCAGAGCUACCUCCACUACCCAAGCCUGAGCUGCCAUCGUUGCCUAAGCCCGAGAUUCCAACACUGCCAAAGCCAGAGGUACCUGUGUUGCCAAAGCCCGAACUUCCAACACUACCAAAACCUGAGAUCCCGACUCUACCAAAGCCCGAGGUUCCAACACUACCAAAAUUUGAGAUCCCGACUUUGCCUAAGCCUGAGCUUCCACCACUACCAACAUUGCCUAAGGCAACACUAGAAAAGGCUGAAUCACCAAAGCCUACUCUACCUGAGAUACCAAAGCCUCAAAUGCCAGAAUUGCCCAAACCUGCGGUGCCAGAGCUACCAAAGCUCCCUGAAUUACCAAAACCUGAGGUUCCGACUGUCCCUAAGCCUCAAAUACCAGAAUUGCCAAAACCAACGGUGCCAGAGCUACCAAAGCUCCCUGAAUUACCAAAACCUGAGGUCCCGACUGUCCCUAAGCCCGAGGUACCAACCGUGCCAAAACCUCAACUGCCAGAGCUACCAAAGCUCCCAGAAUUGCCCAAACCUGAGCUUCCAGCUGUCCCUAAGCCCGAGCUUCCAACAUUGCUAAAAACUGAGGUCCCAACUUUGCCUAAGCCUGAGUUGCCAAAGUUGCCUGAACUUCCCAAGAUUCCGGAACUGCCUAAACCAUCUUUGCCCGAAGGACCCAAAUCCCGUUGAUUUGCAUCGACAUAGGAACAUGACACCGGGAUUAAUCAAGUUUCAGAGAUUGACC